AUGCCUGUUUCUCUGCUCGGAGAGGUCUUCAACCGAGGUCUUUUCAGUUUUUCCAAUGUCUGGGCAUUGGCGAAGUCCGUGGCGGUGGUCGGCGUCGUCGUCUUGCUGAAACUUUACUUUGAGGGAGCCAAAUGUCGUUCCGAACGGGUGAUGCAUGGAAAGGUGGUGAUGGUGACAGGAGGCACAUCAGGCAUUGGCGCUGCAGUCGUGCAGGAACUGGCCUCGAGAGGAGCCCAGAUAAUUCUCUUGACCCAUCAUGCACCGACGGACCCCUUCCUGGUCGACUAUAUCGAGGAUCUCCGGACGCUGACGAAUAACGAACUGAUAUACGCCGAGAAAGUCGACCUUUCCUCCCUGCAUUCAAUACGAGUCUUCGCGACCAAGUGGGUAGACAAUGCACCCCCAAGAAGACUGGACAUGAUAAUUCUGUGUGCGAAUGUGAUGACGCCUCGUUUUGGGACGAGUCAGAAAACGGUGGACGGCUUGGAAGCCGAAUGGGCCAUCAACUAUCUCAGCAAUUUCCACCUCUUGAGCAUUCUAUCCCCGGCCAUCCGAGCACAACCCCCGGACCGAGACGUCAGAAUCCUGUUCAGUACAUGUAGUAGUUACAUUGGGGGCACGCUUGCACUGAAGGACACCGAGACUGCUACAAAAUCUGGCAGUGCUUCGUUUGCCAGAAGCAAGCUGGCGGUCAUGACCUUCGCCUAUGCUUUCCAGAAACACCUUGACGCAUACAAACGUCCAGACAACCAACCCACCAACGCCCGAGCAUACAUCAUUGACCCCGGCUUCUGUCGAACUCCCGGUACACGACGCUGGCUCUCUGGGGGCCUAAUAUGGGGACUAUUCCUCUACCUGGUCACGUGGCCUGUUUGGUGGCUGAUUCUCAAAUCUCCCAUUCAAGGAGCCCAGAGCUAUCUUUUCGCAGCAAUGGAUGUCGAGUACGGGCGAGGAGCUGGUGGGAGAAUGAUCAAAGAGUGCAGAGAAUACCAGCUUCUACGACCCGAAGCGCAGCAUGAAGAAGUGGCAAAGAAGCUGUGGGAAUAUAGUGAGAAGCAGAUCGAGCAGCUGGAGAAGGAAGGCGCUGUCAAAAGGGCUCUAGAGAAGAAGGCAGCGCAACAGGAAAAAGAGAAGAACCAGGGAGGCUCGACGGCAGAUGCUAUUGGUCGUGCAUCCGGAGGAGAGAAGAAGCCUACUCCAGGAUCCAGAAAAAGUCGAAAAGCAAAAUGA
This is a messenger RNA of Capronia epimyces CBS 606.96, 1230 nucleotides long. Its product is annotated as alcohol dehydrogenase. The coding region runs from base 1 to 1230 and encodes 409 amino acids. The transcript has 2 exons. The record is from RefSeq and is a predicted model, not a curated record. NCBI's taxonomy places the organism in Eukaryota, Fungi, Ascomycota, Eurotiomycetes, Chaetothyriales, Herpotrichiellaceae.